AUGGUUAAAGCAGAUGUGCGCAGAGAUUAUUAUGCCGACUUGGGAGUUAGUCCUGGUGCCGAUACGGAGGAGAUCAAGAAGCAGUUUCGCAAGCUUGCUUUGAAAUACCAUCCGGAUCGAAAUCCAGGGCGCGAAGCCGAGUUUAUAACAAAGUUCCAAGCUAUCCAGGCAGCACAUGAAAUUCUUUGCGACUCUCAACAACGCUUGAAAUAUGACACCGAGAGACUACGAGCUGGAUACGGGAAGCUAUAUGGACCUUCAUCUACGAAUACCCCUCGCCGUACAAAUACGACAUCGUAUCCUGCCAACAGUACAAGCAAACCACCAACUUCCAAACCUCAGCCCUCUCGUCCAGCUUCGUACCAAGCUCCACCGUCCAGUGGUGCCCAGAGAUAUGCGAGCUAUGCAAAAGCUGCGCCCCAGCAGCCCUAUGAUAAGAUGUACGAACAGCAAACCCGAGCGGAUGCCUUCCGUGCUUUUCAAGGGAUGAAAGCCAACGGCUGGUCAAAUUUCGAUCCUAAAUCUGGAAGACCGACUCCACCGCCCUGGAACGCAAGUGGUGGAACAACAUCAUCUCGUGGAAAGUCGGCAUACGAACAGAUGAAUACUAGGCAGCAUCCUGACGCAUUUGGACGAGCGUCAACCGUAAGGAAAAAGCAUGGCUUUGCUCCAGGAACCCCCGGCGGCGACGAACCUAUGGCCAGGAAUAUAUCAUCUUACUCAAAUACGCCGCGAGCUGAUAGGUCUUCUGCUUUCUUCGACAGUGUACCUGCGCCAACACCUAAGGCGAAAAGGACGCCAGCUUCUUCUCGUCCUGAAACUCCAGUGGAUGAAGUCCUCCCAGAGUUUGAACGUACCAGCCAUAAAUACGCAACGGCCGGAGGUGAAAGAACUUACUUUUCUAGCGCAGGGUUGGCUCGAGCGUACAGUAUGAGGGACUCGUCAUCCAGCUCCAAGGCACGAUCGCGGACAAACCCACCGAGUCCUCGUUCUCCGGCUCGUGAUAGGCACCGUAGCGCUAGUCCCGGUAUUAGACACCCGCACAAGGCUUACGCAUCUUCUACAUCAAGUUCCAGUAGCGAGGAUGAUCUGGAUAGCGAGGUCGAUCAACCCACAUCCAAACCAAGCCGAAAGGCCGUUCCAAAGAGUCGGUUGCGACCAGGCCAAACUUUCCAAUAUCAAGGACCAGGAUCAGGUGAGGAAACUUCCAGCAGCCACAGCCACCACCAUACGGACUACCAUUCAUUGCGGAGUCAUCGGCGUCGUCGUAGCCUUUUUAACAGGAGCCGACCCCACAGCUACCAUGAGUUCCAGGAUCAAAGUACUGACAGUGAUUACCAUCAAGGAAACGAUUCUGAUAAUUCGUCGUUUGCAGCAAGAGCUCAGCAGGCUGCUCAAGGAAGUCCAUUGCAUCCGGACCAAGCCGCUGAAGGGCUUGCCAACCUCAGUUUCUCUCAGAAUGGGGCUAAGAGCAGGAGCCAUGAUAAUCUGAAUAAACGAUUUUCUGCCAGCGACUGGGGCGACGCUAUCAGACCCGACCUAUUUGCGCCGAAUCCAGCCAAUGGGCACCACCGCAGCAGAUCAAAGACUUCACCUGCACGCGGUAGACCAGGAAGGAGAUUGGAUUCCAAGUCGCCGGCCAACGGCUUGUCUUCAAGCGAUGAAGCCGCGAAACAACACACCCCAAACUCAUGGAACCAAUCUCAGUUCUCCGCCGACGCGUGGGCUCAACAUCUACAGAGUAAAAAUUGGAUGUUCCAACCGAAUCAGACGCAGCAAGGUAAUUCGACUAGUGCCACGACAGGAAGAAACGUUCCUCGAACUACAUGGCGAGCGGCGCAAGGUCGACAACCUGCCGUAGCGACAGAAGCCGAGGAAGAGGAAAUAACAGUCUCGGCCCCUUCAUCUAAGGGUACUCCGACACCAGUGCCGGAUGCAAUGGAAAUUGAUGACGAGCCUCCUUCUCACUCAACUAAAGCACGUACAAAUGGAUAUGUAUCAUCACCACUGGUACCUCCCAAAACCGAUUCAAGUGCCAAAAGUGGCGACGAUGAAAAUGCUGGGAAGACAUCAGAAUGGAUGAGUAGUCUAUUCAAUAUGAGCGCACUCCACAACGUGACACCAUUCACUAGUUCAAAUAACGGGGGAAUAAACGAUUUGAACGACAUAUAUACAACACUUCCAUUUGAGUCUCGUCCCAACGAUCCAAAUACUGGCCGUCGGAUGGCUCCGCAACGGAGCAAGACGAGUCUUCCACAACCCCCUAAACGCCCUCCUCGGCCGGCAGUUGUGCCAAGCGGCAACGACCCUCGGAAUAUGGUUCUCCCAAAGCAAAGUUGGGAGAUCUAUGAGAGACAGAUGAGCGCGUACAUUGUUGAAUGGAACAAAUUCCAGAGGCAGAUGCUGCAGCUCUUGGCCAUGCGGCAACUAGGAUUUGAAACCGGUCUGGCUCCCAGAUGGAUCGAUGCCACGGGAGAUUCUCUUCGCUUGAACACCAAGUCUACUGAGGAUGACGCCGAUGUGCAAGUGGGCUCAGGAGAGGAGAGCGACGCCGACAAUGACUCUGAUUUACUUGUCCCGCAUAAUUCUCACGGUGGGUUCAAAGCAUAUUUCAACUCUGUUGAUGACUUUGCGCGAAUCAUCGAGCACUGGUCAGUUGCAUUGGAACGGCAUCGCGAUUGCAUGUCGCAACUUGGCGAACUUCGUCAAUGGAUUAGAGGUCAUCGAAAGCUAGCCUGA
This is a messenger RNA of Talaromyces stipitatus ATCC 10500, 2739 nucleotides long. Its product is annotated as DnaJ domain protein. NCBI's taxonomy places the organism in Eukaryota, Fungi, Ascomycota, Eurotiomycetes, Eurotiales, Trichocomaceae. The coding region runs from base 1 to 2739 and encodes 912 amino acids. The transcript is spliced from 3 exons. The record is from RefSeq and is a predicted model, not a curated record.